Messenger RNA from Cydia splendana, 1497 nucleotides. RefSeq names its product solute carrier family 35 member B1 homolog (gene meigo). Gene Ontology annotation, biological process: UDP-galactose transmembrane transport. The coding region runs from base 211 to 1173 and encodes 320 amino acids. Gene Ontology annotation, molecular function: UDP-galactose transmembrane transporter activity; UDP-glucose transmembrane transporter activity. NCBI's taxonomy places the organism in Eukaryota, Metazoa, Arthropoda, Insecta, Lepidoptera, Tortricidae. The transcript has 7 exons. The record is from RefSeq and is a predicted model, not a curated record. Gene Ontology annotation, cellular component: endoplasmic reticulum membrane; Golgi membrane.
UGUUGUUAGUACGUGUAGUUUUCGUAUUUGGUGCCGCAUUUCAAAACUUUUACUUGAUAACUAACUUAAUUUGACAUAACGUGGCUCAUUCAGUAGUUUCUUUUCAAGUACACUAGUCAAGGAUACCGAGCAAGAUUGUUUUUACUUGCCCUCCUGACAGAAAUAGUUUAGUUUUAGAGUUGAUAAAUAGCAGUGCUAACGUAAACAAUAAUGGCUAAACCCAGAAGUGAAUUUAGGUUUAUUUUCUUCGCUGGCGGUAUAUUUAUUUGCUAUUUCAUAUUUGGAAUGCUUCAAGAGAAAAUUACUCGUGGGUUAUACGGAGACAAUGAACAGUUCACUUGCACAUUGUCACUGGUUUUGGUACAGUGCGUGGUAAACUAUACUUUUGCCCAGAUUUUGAUGCUUUCUUGGAUACACGAGAAGGACACAACUAGAAAGAUUUACUAUUUUUCGUCUGCAUUAACUUAUCUGCUGGGUAUGGUGAGCUCUAACAUGGCCUUGCAAUGGAUCAACUAUCCAACUCAGGUUGUCGGGAAAGCAGCGAAGCCCAUACCUGUAAUGAUCCUAGGGGUACUAAUUGGUCGCAAAGUGUACCCUCUUAGAAAGUACCUUUUUGUAUUUCUCAUAGUUUUGGGUGUAGUUCUCUUCAUGUUAAAGGAUCAGAGUAAAAAGGUAGCUCAUGAGAGCCAGGGCCUUGGCAUUGGUGAGCUGAUGCUGUUCCUGUCAUUGACCAUGGAUGGACUCACUGGAGCUGUGCAGGAACGGAUUAAAAGUGAGUCCUCGCCAUCUGCCUAUUCAAUGAUGGUCAAUACAAAUGGAUGGUCAUCACUAAUCUUAUCAAUUGGCGUCUUAUUGACCGGUGAGAUCUUCCGAUUCAUCGCUUUUGUGUCCAAGUAUCCUGAAGUACUGGUGCACCUUGCGGGCCUGGCUUUCAUGGGAGCCUUAGGGCAACUGUUCAUAUUUUUCAUGGUAUCAGAAUUUGGGCCGCUCCCGUGCUCGGUGGUCACCACGACGAGGAAGUUCUUCACAGUGCUGGCGUCGGUGCUCAUAUUCGGCAACGUGCUGCUCGGACGGCAGUGGAUAGGCGCCACUAUAGUAUUCACUGGUUUGUUCCUGGACAUUUUCUACAGCAAAGGAAAAGGUCAGGCGCCGAAAAAGGUAACAGAAAAAUAACUUUUGUAAUGAAUUUAGAACAAUUUAUUAAGUAAACUUAGUUUAAAUUUGCUGUUUAAACCCACAGAAAAAAAAGGAAACAGAUUUACAUCACUGAAUUAAAAGGUAACAAGAAUAAAAUAAUGUAACCAAAAUAGCUCGAACGAAUUUGUGAAGUGUAAUAGAAAACCGUGAUACUAAGUGCAAUGGAUAAUUUAUGCAUAUAGAGAAACGAUAUUGUAUUUUUAUAUAUUAGGAUAAAAAUAAACUGUACUUACUCUUACCUAUAUAAAAUAAAUAUUAGGAGUCAAAUGUACUGUUAUUUUAAGUAUAUUAAAUUAAAAU